CCCACGCGUUCCACGCACCGUGCAGAGCAUCACUCAAAGGGACACAGUGAGGAGCGCUGCAGCAUCCUCACACGCGUGGACUCCUCCACAGCCUGAGAACAUCCAUUCCAGUCGAGUCGGGGGAAGUGUAAGGGGGACCGAGGUCGAGAUGAGGAGUUUGGAUCUUCUGCUGGGAGUGAAAGCAUGCAUCCUCCUGCUGUGGUCGCUGUCUGGGACAGGGGCGGUCAACAGCAGCGGCCGCUGGUGGGGCAUCGUCAACGUGGCCUCCUCAUCCAACCUUCUCACCAAUUCCAAGAAUGUGCAGUUGGUCCUGGACCCGAGCCUGGCCCUGCUGAGUCGUCGCCAGCGUCGGCUGAUCCGGCAGAAUCCGGGCAUCUUGCACGCCAUCACCGCUGGACUGCACACGGCCAUAAAGGAGUGCAAGUGGCAGUUCCGCAACCGCCGCUGGAACUGCCCCACCACGCUCAGCCCGGCGAUAUUUGGCAAAAUUGUCAACCGGGGUUGCAGGGAGACCGCCUUCGUGUUCGCCAUCACCAGCGCAGGCGUGACCCAUGCGGUGGCUCGCUUCUGCUCGGAAGGUGCCAUCGAAUCCUGCACGUGCGAUUACCGCCGCAGAGGUUCAGGGGGGCUGGACUGGCACUGGGGAGGCUGCAGUGACAACGUGGACUUCGGCAGGAUGUUCAGCCGUGAGUUUGUGGACUCCAGCGAGAGAGGACGAGAUCUGCGCUAUCUGACCAACGUGCACAACAACGAGGCGGGGAGGAUGACCGUGUCCACGGAGAUGCGGCAGGAGUGCAAGUGUCACGGCAUGUCGGGAUCCUGCACCGUCCGCACUUGCUGGAUGCGUCUCCCGAGCUUCCGCACCGUCGGAGACUUCCUCAAGGACCGCUUCGACGGAGCAUCCCGUGUUGUUUACGCCAACAAGGGCAGCAACCGUGCCUCGCACCGAGCGUAUCCUCGCCACCUGGAACCUGAAAACCCGGCUCAUAAACCCCCUUCCGCUAUGGACCUGGUCUACUUUGAAAAAUCCCCAAACUUCUGCUCCAAAACCGGCACUUUGGGUACUUCCGGUCGAACAUGUAACAGUUCCUCCCCGGGCCUGGAUGGAUGUGAACUACUCUGCUGCGGACGGGGGUUUCAGACCCGGGCCGAGAGCGUCACGGAGCGGUGCAACUGCACAUUCCACUGGUGCUGUCACGUCAGCUGCCUGAACUGCACCAGUACUCGAACGUUACAUCAGUGUCUAUGAUUACGCCGCAGGUGGGGAUUAUUUAGUAUGAAAAUCAGGACUUCUUAGAAAUGAAAUAGUUGGCAAGGAAAAUCCCAAAUAUACAGGAAGUUCUGGCAAAUCGGGAAGCUUUGAGGAAGCUACACUGACAGGGACCCGCCCAAAGUCAAUCAAUGAAAAACUGCACAAAUAUCCAACCAGGGUUUGAUGAGGCAUCGACAUCGUUAAUGCUGGAGGUAGCAGAUAGCCGGGUAGUCGAGUAGAUCAUCUCUAUUACUGGACAUGAAGGUUUACACUACAAAACUUGGAUUUAUGUCAAUCAAAUCUUGUGUGAUGUGGUUGCUGCCCGGCUUUAAAUUUCCCUACCACAUUUUGGCUUUUCUUCAGAUUCCAGAUUUUCCCGAUCCUACCCCUCAACCACAAUCGGCUCCUUUGACCAGAUGCUGAAUGUCAGCCGCUGCCGCCGCCCAGAAAAACAAAAAAACGAGCAACUCUUGGAUUUGAAUGUAUUAUCCUUACACUAACUAGAUUGGAAUUAGCUCAUACUGUAUAAUCUCAAUCAUAAUCUCAGCAAAUUCCAUAAAUGUCUGAGGUAUUCCAAGCCAAUGAAAGACCCAUCAUGAUCACACCGCAUCAGCUAAGAGAACCAAAAUUCUGUAAAUAUCAAAAUGUAUGAAUAUAUUUAUAAUGUCAUUGCUUGAAUUACCGAAGAGUACGAAUCUGGCAUUUCUGUCAAGUCAAUAUUUAAAUGUUUGAAGUACUUCAGCUGACAUAAAACUCUUAAAAGGAAAGGGAGAACACCACUUGUGUUUUUUUGCCAUGCACUGAAUACACACCUUUUUUUUUUAUCAGUGUAAAUAUGAAAAUAUUUAUUUUCCAGGGUUUUUAUACUGCUAUAGCAACAAGUAAGAGGCGAUGAUGUUUAGGGGAUAAAAAUGUCGUAGGUGCUACUUUUAUUUGUGUUG
Doryrhamphus excisus (bluestripe pipefish) is the source of this 2193-nucleotide messenger RNA. RefSeq names its product wingless-type MMTV integration site family, member 1 (gene wnt1). Gene Ontology annotation, biological process: multicellular organism development; cell fate commitment; canonical Wnt signaling pathway. Gene Ontology annotation, molecular function: frizzled binding; cytokine activity. The record is from RefSeq and is a predicted model, not a curated record. Gene Ontology annotation, cellular component: extracellular region. Lineage: Eukaryota; Metazoa; Chordata; Actinopteri; Syngnathiformes; Syngnathidae.